Molecule: messenger RNA, 1984 nt
Organism: Perca fluviatilis (European perch)
Lineage: Eukaryota; Metazoa; Chordata; Actinopteri; Perciformes; Percidae
Gene: pax2b
Product: paired box 2b
Exons: 10
Coding region: 528-1736 (402 amino acids)
Biological process (GO): anatomical structure development; regulation of transcription by RNA polymerase II
Molecular function (GO): RNA polymerase II cis-regulatory region sequence-specific DNA binding; DNA-binding transcription factor activity, RNA polymerase II-specific
Source: RefSeq, a predicted model, not a curated record
GCUUUUAGAACCACAGACACACAGAGAGGCUUCAUUCCCAGCCCAAAGACCCAGCCUAACGCAUCCAGCGCUGAAGAGAAACCCGAUGUGUGUGUGCGCAUGUUUUCUCCGCCGGUUUGACGCGUGAAUCAAGGCCACCAGGAUUGAGGAGAUACCGGGCCCUGAACGCUGGACCUCAACGUUUCAUUUUCAAGAAAGCUGCUCGCUGGCAUGCUGUGAGAAUUACCUCUGCUCACCCAAGGCUUUUGAAAAAUACCGAUAAACUAAACACAGGUCGUAUUCCUGAAACAAUCCUUCGGUCAUGCUGCGCACCUGCCAGACCUCGGCUCCCGGACCGGACUGUUGAAGAAAAGACAGGCAACUUUUGGGGAAGAAGUUGCCAUCAGAUCGGUUGUUGAAGCAGGGGUGGAGGGGCAAACUAAGUCCCUCCAUCGAGUAGAAGCACCUUUUUUUCUUCACAUUUUCAUCCUUGAUAGGAAGGCGAAACGGCGACUUCAGUUGAUUAUCUGUCUUUCCUUUGCUAUCCAAUGGAUAUUCACUGCAAAGCAGACCCCUUCACCGCGAUGCACCUAUCCCACGUAGGGCACGGAGGUGUGAACCAGCUCGGCGGGGUGUUUGUGAACGGCAGACCCCUCCCGGACGUGGUCAGGCAGCGCAUAGUGGAGCUGGCCCACCAGGGCGUCCGGCCCUGCGACAUCUCCAGACAGCUGAGAGUCAGCCACGGCUGCGUCAGCAAGAUCCUGGGCAGGUGGGUGAACACUCUCCGGACAAGCCCUGCAGCCAGAUAUUACGAGACUGGCAGCAUCAAACCAGGGGUGAUUGGUGGCUCGAAACCUAAAGUGGCCACGCCAAAGGUGGUGGACAAAAUCGCAGACUACAAGAGACAAAACCCAACCAUGUUUGCUUGGGAGAUCAGAGACAGACUGCUGGCAGAGGGCGUCUGCGACAACGACACUGUCCCCAGCGUAUCAUCCAUUAACAGGAUCAUCCGUACAAAAGUCCAGCAGCCUUUCCAUCCAUCUCCUGAUGGGUCAUCCCUGACACCAGGCCAUACUAUAGUACCAAGCACAGCCUCUCCGCCUGUAACCAGCGCCUCCAACGACCCUGCAGGAUCCUACUCCAUCAAUGGGAUUCUGGGUAUUCCACGAUCCAACGGUGAAAAGAGGAAAAGAGAUGAAGAUGGUUCAGAUGGUUCUGGCCCAAACAGUGAUUCUCAGGGUAGUGUGGAGAGUUUACGGAAACACCUUAGGGCAGAUGCCUUCACCCAGCAGCAGCUGGAAGCGCUGGACCGGGUCUUUGAACGCCCCUCGUACCCUGACGUCUUCCCCACAUCGGAGCACAUCAAACCUGAACAGGCUAAUGAGUACUCGCUCCCUGCCCUGAAUUCCAGCCUGGACGAAGUCAAGCCCAGUUUAUCCUCUAGCGUCCACCCAGACCUGGGCCCCAGUGUGUCGCAAAGCUACCCUGUAGGUCGGGAUAUGGCCAACACAACCUUACCUGGGUACCCCCCUCACGUUCCCCCUACAGGCCAGGGCAGCUACCCAACCUCCACGCUCGCUGGAAUGGUUCCUGGGAGUGAGUUUUCAGGGAACCCCUACAGUCACCCACAGUACACAACCUACAAUGACGCCUGGCGAUUCAGCAACCCAGCAUUACUAAGUUCCCCUUAUUAUUAUAGUGCCGCAUCGAGAGGCUCCGCCCCUCCCACUGCUGCCACUGCCUAUGACCGUCACUAGUUACCAUGGAAACCAAAUCAACCUGCAGGACCAUGGCCUUAGCCUCCAUAUUGCCCCGGUGUAAGCGACAUGGCCCACUGGACACUGAGCAACUGCGCAUAAAAUGUUCCCAGCUCACACAAUGAGAAACUUUACGUUUUUUGGGGAGAUUCCAGACGACUUCUCUCUCCUCGCAGCUUUUUUGGACACUCAAAGCCAAAAAAAAAAAAAAACUACAAGAAGAUCAUCAGAGACAUUGAAAGUCACUU